Messenger RNA from Vigna umbellata (rice bean), 670 nucleotides. The record is from RefSeq and is a predicted model, not a curated record. NCBI's taxonomy places the organism in Eukaryota, Viridiplantae, Streptophyta, Magnoliopsida, Fabales, Fabaceae.
CAAUACAGGUGAACUAUGUUUUGUGAAUAUAUUGGUGCAAUUUGCUACAGGUUAUACGAGCUUAAGAAGAUUCAUGGAAUUGAGGAUGAAAGACCUUCAAGUGGAACUACUGUCCCACAAACAAUCGGCUCAGGGUUAUUGUCUAUCACUCUGAAUUGUGUUGGAGCAUCCAUGGGUGAGAAGCCACCAUUGACAAAGAAGCUUCCAGCAACAACUACAGUCGGUAAGCUGAAAUCUCUAUGUGAAAGCUUUUUUAAGCUGAAGUCCAUGAAGCUAAAGUUAUAUCUUCAAGAAGAGGGUUCUCCAUUUCCUUUGAUGCUUGACAAUGACACUUCAUCUCUGAUGGACCUUGGAAUUGGAAAUGAUUCUAUUAUCCUUGUAGACGAAGAAGGGUCAUAAAUAUAUUUGUGAACAGUUUCCCAUGUGUUAAAGACUGUAUCCUUCUGACUGUCCCCAACUCUUGGAAGUAUCUCUCUCUCUCUCUCUCUCUCUCUCUCUCUCUCUCUCUCUAUAUAUAUAUAUAUAUAUAUAUAUAUAUAUAUAUAUAUUUGUAAGUGGUACACCUGUUUAGUUGGUGACAUUCUUUUAUCAGGGGUUUUGAUCCACUGGUUUUCUCUAAAUCACUGGUUCUUUUAUACAUUUGCAAGUAGAUUUCGGUCUUCUUCUUUAA